GCGCAGUUUUUGUGUCAAGGCCAAUUGAUUCCUCCGCACAGCCCAAACGGCUCAGUUGUACGAGCGCAGCAGCUCUUCGUGGUCGGUAUCUCCGAGUCCUCUUUUUUCCAGCGUCAGGCAUGGCUCAUCUGGACAAGCUGAGUACUCAGGAGUUGGAGGACAUCCUCUGCCAACUCUGCACCGACGAGAACAUCAAAGUCGCAGUCUCGGGAGACGACGACUCCAAGAAAAACCUCGCAAAGAGCGCUGGCUCAGCUAUCGGCGGCAAGAUGCUCAACAAGCUGGGCGGAUUUGGGAGCAUGUUUGGUGGUGGCUCCAAGGACAGCAAGGACAGCGGCAGCAGCGGAAAGGAUGCGGAGAUGCGUCCGGCCGCCGAUGUGAUCAGAGAGCUGCCCGAUAAGGAGAAGGACCAGCUGGCUGACACCAUCCAGAGCACCAUCUCCAAAUUUGGGGAUUUCAAGGACCCACAGGCACUUUUGAAGCUCAUCACUGAAAAUGCAAUGGUUAAGCAGCUCAUCACUAGUGCUGUCAAAAAUUUCCUGGGCAACUUCCUCAAGAGCGCUGGCGGAGGUGCCGCCUGAGCUCUGGGCUGCAGUUCUCCCCCAUUACCCUGACCCUCUGCUCCCCAAGGGGGCAUGAUAGCUGCGCUUGUUGGUGUUGUUUCCUUAUGGCUUGCUCUGUAGCAGCUGCUUUCCAAACCACCUCCUCCCUGUCUUUACAGCCCAAAGCUGCUGCACUGCCUUUUUCCAGGGCAGUGUUGCCAAGCUCAGGAAAAAAAUUAUUCCACGAGAUGCCACCGAGCUUGCUUCAAGAAGUCGCAGAUUUGCUCGUGUCCUGUGAUGUAGGCUUGUGCGCUCUUUCUCGUCCACAUCUCUUAAUUUUCCUAGUUAUGUGCAGAUUUCCUGGUUUAAUAUGGUGGGUUCAUUCCUGGCUGACAGAAGUGUGAUUAUUCUUAUACUAAAGUUUGAGGUACCACGAGAUUGAUUGUUCCAAGGGGCAAAAAACAUUGGGUUCAUUCACAAUGCAUCAGACAUUUGAAUCCUGUGAUCCUUUACUACCUUGCAUUAUUUGAGAGAAAAUUUUUUCCUAUGUUGCAUUUCAUUAACAUCUCGUGGGGGGGUUGUCACAUUGUGUAACAGGCAAGAAAGUAAAGACUCCAUUCAGGAUGAUCAUAUUUGGUAUAAAAGUGUGAAGUUGAAUGGCCCUUGUUAUUGGUUGUGCAGAAGAGGGAAGUGUAAAGAUAAGUGAAGUCUGUCGGCACACUAGAAAGCAGCUUAUGCAUCUACAUGUCCAAGCUUUAAUGGCUAUGGUCCCUUGUUUUGCAUAAAAUGGGUUGAGCUAUGGUAUGCUGUGUUGGGAUUAAAGUGUACAAUUUUUCUGGGCAUUGUAUUGAACAAAGUAUGUAAUCCUUCUCAUUUAUUAUCCUGAACCAACACUGCAUUUUCUAAUGGUCCAUUUCAUUUUUCAUCUUUUUCCCUCUUGGUCAUUAGCCUAGAUGCACAGCACCACCAUUGUUACUGGGAUUGGCCACUUUUCGUGUAGGGAUGAUUAAAAUGUAAAGUGAAACUGAGCAUUACAAAAUACAGGCCCUGAUGGUAUUUCAUGUGAUUCGUACUUCACCCCUGCAAGGUGUCAAGCUUAUUUAUGUAUGCAUAUAUAACAAGACCUAAAUUUGGAAAUGGCCCGAGAUAUCUCAGGGACUGCAUUAACAAUGCUUUCAGUCAUGCAUGCUUGCGCCUGUAUACCUCAGAGGAAAUGACUUUUUGGUUGAAACUUUUGUUGUCCUGAAUUUCAUAAAAAAAUUUUUUUUUUUUCAUAUAUAUGCAACAUUCAUUAUUAAGAGGGGCUUACCUCCUGGUAAAGUUCAUCAGUCAUAAUGCAUCCAUUUAAAAGCAAUACUUGUUUGAUGUUUCAGUAAAUUAUAGCGAAAAAGAACAGCUUAUUCUACGGACAAGACAGCGUGCAGCACUAGAGCCACGAGUACCAAAAACUAUUUUUGCUGAACCAUUUGCCAUUGUGACAAAACAGCCUUAACAAAUACAAGAAGCAAAGUAGUAUUUGAUAACUGUAAAAGUGCCGGAUUGCAUAGCUUUUCUUUUUGUUUAUAUUUAUUUUGUUUGUUUUGCUAUGACACAGCCUCUUCUUCAAUGGAUACACUGCCAUUGUUUGUGUUGGAGAGGAGUGAGCAGUUGCACAUUUUUUUUUUCUUAACAAAAUGUAAGGAAAUUUGACCGCCCAUAUUAGUCUAAAUGCCUUUUAUGUAUGGCAUAAGCACGGGGAAAAAAAAAAAAACUUUUAUAUGCAGUUGAUUUUAUACAAGAAAGGCUUGAGAGUACUUGACACACUAAGCAGUGUACAAUCAUAAAAGAUUAGUUAUCUGGAGCCCAAUAGCAAUUAUUAGUUAUAUUUGUGUUAUUGCUGGUUGAUGUGUUGACAACCUAUUUUUGUUUUGUUAAUGAGAUAUAUUGUUUAUUGCGCGGAACUGCGUUAUGUAUUCAUACAUACAAAAAUGUAUACUGGCUUUAUGUAUACACCAUGAGCUGUUACAUUAUGCAGCUAUUGUGAGCACUCAAAUAAAAUGCCUACAGAAAUUG
Rhipicephalus sanguineus (brown dog tick) is the source of this 2594-nucleotide messenger RNA. RefSeq lists its product as uncharacterized. Bases 120 to 581 code for a protein of 153 amino acids. The record is from RefSeq and is a predicted model, not a curated record. The transcript has 2 exons. Lineage: Eukaryota; Metazoa; Arthropoda; Arachnida; Ixodida; Ixodidae.